UGUGUAAGUAGUUUAAAACCGUGAUUAGGAUAAAUUUAGGACAUUGACCUUUGACACGGAAACCAGACGCGGAAAUCUUUGAGCAGCUCAAAUUACGUUCUCUCUCUCUGGAUCUCGAGCGGACUUGACGUUUCGUGUCUGUUAUAGACUUAAAAAUGCGUUACGUGGCCGCUUACCUCCUGGCUGUGCUUGGUGGGAACUCAAACCCCUCUGCCAAGGAUAUCAAGAACAUUCUUGGCAGUGUGGGAAUCGAGGCCGAUGACGAGCGUCUUAACAAGGUCAUCAGUGAACUGAAUGGAAAAGAUGUCAAUGAAGUCAUGAACGCUGGCCUCUCGAAGUUAGCCUCCGUGCCAGCAGGUGGUGCUGUUGCAGCUCCUGCAGCUGCUGGGGUGGUGGCUGCACCUGGGGGAGACGCUCCUGUCGCGGAAGAGAAAAAGGAAGAGAAGAAAGAGGAAUCUGAAGAAUCGGAUGAAGACAUGGGCUUUGGCCUCUUUGAUUAACUUUUCUGUACAUGUUAAAAAAGCAAUAAAAACUGAAAAACAAA
Messenger RNA from Anguilla anguilla (European eel), 544 nucleotides. RefSeq names its product ribosomal protein, large P2 (gene rplp2a). Bases 156 to 500 code for a protein of 114 amino acids. Gene Ontology annotation, molecular function: structural constituent of ribosome. Gene Ontology annotation, cellular component: cytosolic large ribosomal subunit; ribosome. The record is from RefSeq and is a predicted model, not a curated record. The transcript has 5 exons. NCBI's taxonomy places the organism in Eukaryota, Metazoa, Chordata, Actinopteri, Anguilliformes, Anguillidae. Gene Ontology annotation, biological process: cytoplasmic translational elongation.